Messenger RNA from Haliotis rufescens (red abalone), 2344 nucleotides. Its product is annotated as cdc42 homolog. NCBI's taxonomy places the organism in Eukaryota, Metazoa, Mollusca, Gastropoda, Lepetellida, Haliotidae. The record is from RefSeq and is a predicted model, not a curated record. Bases 158 to 742 code for a protein of 194 amino acids. Gene Ontology annotation, biological process: small GTPase-mediated signal transduction. Gene Ontology annotation, molecular function: GTPase activity; GTP binding. The transcript has 5 exons.
GAGCAAACAGAGCUCGGGCCUCGGCUAACACUUGCACAAUACUCAACGCGUAUAUGUCUGUUCAAUGACUCAGUCUUUGCUGUGGAGAAAGGGCGCAUUACACAUUGUGGACGGUCUUACAUUCUUUCGAUCAGGACAACACGAGUGAAAACUGAUAAUGACGAUGCAGACCCUGAAGUGUGUUGUGAUCGGGGACGGGGCCGUGGGGAAGACCUGUAUGCUGUACUCGUAUACCACAAACACCUUCCCUCAGGAUUACGUGCCCACGGUAUUUGACAACUAUGCGGUGACUGUGAUUAUCGGGGGAGAGCCCUACACGCUGGGGUUGUUCGACACGGCGGGGCAGGAGGACUACGACCGACUCCGCCCCCUCAGCUACACAAACACAGACGUGUUCCUACUCUGUUUCUCAGUUGUCUCCCCUUCAUCAUACACAAACAUCAAAGAAAAGUGGAUCCCCGAUAUAAUGCACCACUCUAGGGAAACGCCGUUCCUUAUAGUGGGGACAAAGACAGAUCUCCGAGGUGACCUGGAGACCAUCAACAAACUAGCCAAGAGGAAGGAGCGACCCGUCACAUUUGAACAGGGGAGACAACUCGCAAAGAACGUGAAGGCUGCCAAAUACGUAGAGUGCUCUGCCCUUACACAGCGUGGAUUGAAGAAUGUUUUUGACGAGGCGAUCCUGACCGCCUUGGACCCACCAAAGCGGAAACCUUCCGGUAGAAAGUGUGUCAUUCUGUGAUAGGGGUAUCACAUGGACAGUUCUUGCUAAAUAGACGUCUCGUGGAUGAUGGUGGACGCAGAGAAACACUUUCAUCUAACAGGAUAGAACAUUACUCACGACCUUGUUAAUAGCAACACUUGAACUUGAAUCGUCGGUCAACAGUGAAAUUAUCAUGGUGCACGUCAAGCUGGCCAAACAAGCAUCACGAAGACCGGAUGUCACUAUUAAGUCACGUGUCCUGUGACGAAGUCAAGUGUAGACAUGUGUACAUAGAUGGUGCUGUGACUUGUGAUGGCUCACGAUGGAACCGGAAGCUUCUCUCCCUUUGUAGUGCAAUUAUAUGUUUAGCUCGGUUAACAUUUGCCGUGCCUAUUUCUACGUAUGUUGGAAUGUGGGGCUGUUGGGUAGCCUAGUUGUUAAAGCGUUAACUCGUCACGCCGAAGACCCGGGUUCGAUAUCUGACAUGGGUACAAUGUGUGAAGUCCAUUUCUGGCGUCCUCCGCCGUGAUAUUGCUGGAAUAUUGCUAAAAGCGGCGUAAAACCAUACUCACUGACUCACUAUGUUGAAAUGUGCAUGCAGAGAUAGCCACGUGUCUCUGUGGGGAAAGAUAAUCGUCAACACGAUGGGUCCAAAAUGACGAAUUGCGAAAUGAUUUAACUGGAAUACUUCUUACCGCGACGUGAAACAAAACAGAAGUAUGUGUGGCCUGAUUAAUUAGAACUCUGAAUGCCAAACGUACCGAGAACAAAGGAAGUAUUGAUUUAGAAGGAUCGGAACUCAACUGAUGUUUUCCUGCCUGAAAUACCUUUUUCUUAGCGCCUCAGUAGAAUCACAUGGUUGUCUCAUUUUCAUAUUUGGUGUUACCUUUACUAUAAGUUUUGUUGUUUAAUGUAAGUGUUUAAAUUGUUUUAGGAAAACAAACAUACAUAUGCAUAUACGCACACUCGCACAAAUGCGCACAAAACUUCACUAUUAUGUUUUAUUUAUGUUCAUAUUUCCAUUUAUAAUACGUUUAUCCAUUCCUGUGUAUACAAAUACACAACCUCACUACAAUUCAAUUGUGUUCAUUGGGUAUAUUUGGCGAAGAGCACUUUCCUUUUUUGAAGUAACACAUUCCUCAUUUGAAACAAAACUUAAUAUACUAACAAAGCAUAAUGAAAAUAAGCAAACGUUUUACUGGGUUGGGUUGGGUUGGGUUGGGUCGGGUUGGAUUUUUCUUGCCUUAGAUAAAUAAUCUUUCUAAUCUUUUAAUAAAAUCGGCAAAUGAAAAUAUGUACACACAAUUUAAAUCUAAAAUAAUCACUUAUUUUAGCCUGGCCUGUGUUGCCAUAUUUUUCUUGCUUUUAUUCUUAUUUUUCUGAAUGUCAUUUUACUUUACUCUCUAGUUUACAUUGUAUUUAGAACUCUUAAUAUUCGACCGUUACAUUGAUAACCGUCAUCGCAUCAUGUUCCUGAGAAAUACGUAGAUAUGAUCACAUACAUUUGACCUAAUAAUACUAAGUCGGAGAGAUCAACACGAGUAUCUAUAUAAAAGAUGUGUUUAGAUCGACGUUGUAAAUAGCAAUAUUUGGACAUAUGUACAUACUGAAAUAAAAGAAAUAAAGUUUUUUUUAUCCCUU